AUGCUAGCAAAGUCUUAAUAAUGUAUUUAUCAGAUGAAUGUUUAGUUUUUAGAUAAAUUGAUCUGUUCGGAUAAAGUAUUUCCUUGAAUUUAAACGGAGAAGAUCAAUAUAAAACAGGUGGAGGAGGUUUUUUAUCUUGCUUGAUUGUGGCAAUCGUUGCGAUAUUUUUUUAAUCAAACAUUAUAGAUUUCUUAGGAAAGACUAAUAUCACUGCAGAGACAUAAACAGUAUUUGAAGAAAAUCCUGAUAGGAUUAACUUUACAUCAGAUAAUUUUAUGUUUGCUGUUUCUAUUGAAUAAAAUAAAGCUUUCAAUACAAAUCCAUUUUUUAACAUUUCUAUAAAAGCAAGGUAAAUUUAUUUUACAAAUAAAAGAACAUAUGUAAGAUUGAGUAAUGGAACAACUAUUAAAUAUGAAAAUCUAACUAAUUUGAUUCCAUGUACUUUAGAUAGAUUUCAAAAAAUAUUCGAUAAAUAUGAUCUUAAUUUUACAGAUCAAUACAAUUAAUUAGGAUUAUCUACAUGGUUAUGUCCAGAGUAAUAUCUUCAUUUAUUAUAUAGUCUUAAUUAUUCAAUAACAGUUGGUGGAAGAUAUUCAAGUGAGUAUUUAGAUUUCGCCAAAAUUGAAAUAACAGAUUGUAAAAAUGAUACUUCAAAAAAUGCAUAUUUAACUUGGCAUCCAACUUGUGCAUCUAAAGAUGUUAUGGAAAAAUGGUUAUCAGGGGAAGGUUCUUAUAGAAUAAGAAUGUAUUUCAAUUCUAAUUCAAUUAGAUAUAUGACAAAUACAGUUGUCAAUCCAUCAAAACCAACUGAUUAUAUUCAAGGUUAUUUAGAUGAUGAAGUCUAUUUUUAAUUUGUUCCAUUUAAAUUAUCUCGGUAAUCUGAUAUAUUUUUUAAAAAAUACUAAAUAAAUACUGAUUAAAGUUUAGUUCCAGUAUUUGAUGAUUAAUAAAUAGAGAAUGUAUUUAUGAAAGAACCUGCAGAUUUUAGAGAUAUUACUACUCUAGGAUCUCCAACAGAUAAAUAAUAUAUAGCUUUAUAUUUUAGAAGAAGUCCUUAUACAAAAUAUAUUACAAGAUAAUUUUAAAAAGUAGAUGACUUAUUGUCAUACUUAGGAGGAUUUGUGAAUAUAGUCGUUGUAUUUUUAGGUUUCUUUGUAGCAUUCUAUAAUAGAUAACAAUGUAAAUAUUUAUUAUUCAAUAUUUUAAAGAUCUAAUAGAACUUGCAAAUAAAGUUUAUGACUUUAAUUUUGAACAUGGUAAAAAUUCUUAAAAGAUAAGAAAUGAUGAUUUGGUUAAAAAGAUUACUUAGAUCAAGAAAAAGGCACAAACGCCUAAACUUUUAGAGAUAUAAGAUUCAAAUUUGCCAAAUAAAAAAUCACUCACUUAACCUUUAUAAGAUGAAGAAAUACGAAUACAAGUAUUGAAUGAAGAGACUCCUUAUAAUACAACAAAUUAAAAAUAAAUGAUCAAAAAUACUUCAUCAGAAAUUAAAUCUGAAUUUUAAAGAUAAUAAGAGGAAAUAGUAUCCAAACUAGGUUUUAAGAGUAGAAAAGAAUAUCUAACAUCAUAAAUAUCUUAAGUUCUCACUAGAGCUCAACCCAUAUAAUUUACAUUCAAAUUCCUUUGCCAUUAAAUUACAGGAGGGAGAUGCUUUAAAGAUAAAACAUCUAUUCUACUUAUGAAAGCAGUGUAUAUUUACUUAUUUAUUUAAUAGUGAUAGAAUUAAUUCUGAUAUAGAUAUUUAUGUAAUUUUAGAAAAAGUUAAAGAAAUCAAUCUAUUAAAAGAUUUAAUAUUAGAUAAAAAUUAAUAAAUUUUAUUUAAUUUUGCUCCAAAAUAAAUAAUUGCUCUUUCAGAAUAGAAAAAAUUGCCUAGUAGAGUUGAAGUUUAUACGUAAUUAUAUAAUUAAAUAAUUUUAGAUAAAAAUUGACAGAAAAUUCAAAUUCUUCUAUGUCAGUUGGUUAAAUUGCAUAAAUGGCUAUGAAAAAAUAUUCAGAAGAUAAAUAAGCAAACCUUCCUGCAUCUAUUAAAGCAUAUUAAAAAUUAUAUAAGGUAAAUAGAUAUUAUUGAGUAAGGCUUAUGAUAAAAUAAAUGAUCCUUAAAAAGAAUUAGGUAGAGUUAAUGAAAUACUUAUUGAUAAAUUAGGCAAAGAAAUACGGGAUAUAUUUGAAGUUUCUUAAUUUAUAGAUUUCGAUCUCGUUGAAUAAAAAUUGAGUCAUAGAAUUAAAUAUAUACUUAGAAGAAAAGUAAAAUAAAUGAGGUAGAGCAAAUCAAGAUCUUAACUAAAAAAAGAGUUUGACGAUGAUUCUUCAGAAAAUUUUGGACUUUUUAGUUAAGAAAGAAAUAACAAACCUGAUAAUAGUGGAAUAUUGCAAAGAGAAAUAUUAUUUCCUCAUAGAAAUUUUUGAA
Molecule: messenger RNA, 2407 nt
Organism: Paramecium pentaurelia
Lineage: Eukaryota; Ciliophora; Oligohymenophorea; Peniculida; Parameciidae
Source: the annotation of a GenBank genome assembly